Molecule: messenger RNA, 1317 nt
Organism: Lactuca sativa (garden lettuce)
Lineage: Eukaryota; Viridiplantae; Streptophyta; Magnoliopsida; Asterales; Asteraceae
Source: RefSeq, a predicted model, not a curated record
AUGGAAGGGUUGAAUAUAGCAUUAAAGGAAGCAGUGGUCAAAGGUGUCUUUCAAGGUAUAUCUAUUCCAAAUUCUGAUAUUAAAGUAUCACAUCUAUUCUACGCGGAUGAUGCCCUAUUCAUUGACGAAUGGUCUAGCCAAAAUAUUAAAAAACUCGCGAGGAUUCUCAAAUGCUUCCAAGUGUCUUUCAGCUUAAGAGUUAACUUUAAUAAAUCGAAAGUUUUUGGCAUAGGUGUUAAUUCUCAAGAUGUUGAAAAUGGGGCCUUACCGUUAGGAUGUGAGCCUAGUGCACUGCCAUUCACAUACCUUGGGAUACCAGUGGGGAUGAAUAUGAACAGUAAAAGCUCUUGGAACCCGAUACUUGAAAAACUCAUAAAUAAACUUUCUAGAUGGAAGGCAAAGACCUUGAGCUUUGGUGGGAGGGUGACUCUAGCAAAGGCAAUUUUGGGUAACCUCUCCACAUUUUAUUUAUCAUUGUUUACUGCUCCAUCGGGGGUUAUUGAGGCUAUAGAGAAAAUCAGGAGAAAUUUCAUAUGGGAAGGUCCAGAAAAUGAAUCAAAAAUUAAAUGGGUGGCCUGGGACAGAAUUAUAGCACCUAAGGAGGUGGGUGGCUUAGGUCUCGGUUCCAUAAAGGCUUUGAACCUAGCUUUGUUAGCAAAAUGGAAAUGGAGAAUUGUCAACGAAUAUGACUCAUUAUGGGUUAAGAUCAUAAAGGGUCUACACAGUCUUGAUAUGAUUCAGCCUAGUCAGAUAUCUUCCAGGUACCUAAGCGAAGUUUGGCGGAACAUUGAUAAAUGUAAAAAUGCUCUUGGUAAAUUUUCCAUUGCAGACACGAAAGUGAUUCGAUGGAAACAGGUGGAUACGGGAUGGGACUCAAACUUUGUGUUUGAUGGGAAAUUUAGAUUCGUUGCUCUAAGAGGAAAGAUCGAGCGGGUAGGUCAUUGGAUACCUGAUGGAGCCUUCAUGUGGUGCAACUGGAUCCCGUUCAAAGUGAGUUGUUUUGUGUGGAGAGCAAGGCUGGAUCGGAUUCCAUCAAUGAACGCUCUUAUUACGCAAGGAGUACAGAUACAGACAUUAAACUGCAAUGCUUGCAUCUCAGAUACUGAGUUCACAGAUCAUAUGCUGAUCACGUGCCCGUUUGCAGAUACAAUUUGGAACCGGGUCUGGAAUUGGUGUGGUAUCAUGUCUCACCAACUAACCAAUAUUAAGGAGAUCCUAAACUUUGCAGCAGAUUGUGGACAUCCCCCAAGAAAAGAGGAGAACAAUGAAUGCAGUCAUUUUUGGUGCAUUAUGGGGUAUUUGGAAAGCAAAAAAUGA